Molecule: messenger RNA, 691 nt
Organism: Nasonia vitripennis (jewel wasp)
Lineage: Eukaryota; Metazoa; Arthropoda; Insecta; Hymenoptera; Pteromalidae
Gene: RpS18
Product: 40S ribosomal protein S18
Exons: 4
Coding region: 186-644 (152 amino acids)
Biological process (GO): translation
Cellular component (GO): ribosome; small ribosomal subunit; cytosol
Molecular function (GO): RNA binding; structural constituent of ribosome
Source: RefSeq, a predicted model, not a curated record
GAUAUGACUACUUGUCAUAUGUUAGGUUAUGGUACCGCUAACCUGGUAUCAUACGUGUUUACACUAGCAUAUUAUACCAUACAGUAUAUAACAUUAUUAAUAAUUUCGAUAGCAGAGUGUAUUUGUUGAUAAAGGGCAUAUUAUACCGGUUUUUGUAAGCAUCUAGUACUUCAAACAGUGAAACAAUGUCGCUCGUCAUCCCAGAGAAGUUUCAACACAUUCUUCGUGUCGUGGGCACGAACAUUGAUGGUAACAGGAAAGUCAUGUUUGCCAUGACUGCCAUCAAGGGUGUGGGAAGGCGAUAUGCUAAUAUUGUCCUGAAGAAGGCCGACAUCGACCUUGACAAGCGAGCUGGUGAAUGUUCCGAAGAGGAGGUUGAAAAAAUUGUCACAAUUAUGGCUAACCCCAGACAAUACAAAAUCCCUGACUGGUUCCUCAACAGGCAAAAGGACAUUGUUGACGGAAAAUACUCACAGCUUACGAGUUCCAACUUGGACUCAAAGCUUCGUGAGGAUUUGGAACGCAUGAAGAAGAUUCGUGCACACAGAGGUCUCCGACACUACUGGGGCCUCAGGGUACGCGGUCAACACACCAAGACAACAGGACGACGUGGUCGCACUGUUGGUGUGUCCAAGAAGAAGUAAUUUAAUAAUUAUGUAUUAAAUAAAAUAAAAUUUUUUCAAAUAUUGAA